AUGCUCGUAAGCACUAUCAAGAACCCAGAUCGUGUGCUACAUGGUGAUCUUAUGACAUCCCCUUCAAGUCAAGCAGGACGCCAUGGUAUGAGUUGCUUAGCCUCCGAGCAUGAUCCCGAAGGUUGCCGAGAGUUAAAGCAGAUGCGUGUGUCUUUUGGGGAUGACAUUGCCGGAUCUCAAUUCCAAGCACUGAUUCCGUCCUUUAUUAUUAUAUCGGAUCGUAGAUUGAUUUCUGGCCUCUCUUUUAUUUUCGAUGACGGCCGAUCCGUUGAUGCGGGCUAUGUUGUGGCAGGGCACAAAGACUUCGCUACUCGACACCAUUCUGAGUCUAUAUGGGUUAUUUGUAGCCCCGCCGGAUUUGAGACAAUUACGCUCGGUGAAUAUCCGCAAGAAAUCGUCGACCGUCAUAGUGAAAGUAGGAUUGCAAUGGCUAGGUUGCCAUGCCAAGGCCUCAAGGGCAUUGUCCUUGGUCUCAAUGCCAUGCAAAUUGUUCGGAUCUACUUUGAUAGAAACGAACAAGACAGCCUCGAUAAUAUCCUCUGGACAUUACCUUAUCCCGUGUCGGCCCCUUCUCUAUGCAAUGACGACGUGAGAGCUUUAUGUGAAUUGCAAAGGGCAUCGUUCACGCCGGCUUCAACCGUGUGUAUUGAACCGGCAAAGGGACAACUAAUCGCAAUCAAAGUACAUAGUCCUCUAGGGCCUGGUGCUGGUAUUUCCGGUAUCCAGUUUGUUUAUGGCAGUGGUCUCACAACUGGAUGUGGUACCGCUGAUGAUACUGCCACACUAGCUUUUUUCCUCGAUGAAGCAGAACAGCUGACCCAGGUCACAGUCUACAAGAUUGGUUCUUUUGUUCAUCAUCUGAAAUUUUCAACGAGCCACAAGAGGGCGAGUGGUCUGUUGCCACAAUUGACGGUGCCAAAUACAGAGAUAGAGUGUGUCGAGUAUACGUCUACAGACAAUCAGUCUAUAACCGGAUUCUGCUGCUGCUUUAUAGAGGCGACCAAACAACUUCACUGCUUUGGGGCAAUAGGAGAAGCUAUUGCCAUCUCUUCGAAGUCUACCAGUUUACCCCCGGUCGAUAUUCCCGACGACAUAAUCAGCAAUCAUGGCAUUCACCGAUCUCAUUUACUACUACCGAAGAAGUAUCGGUCAGUUCGGGCAUCUGUUAAUCCCACCGAUUCAAAGUAUCGGAACAGGGGCCAAGUCACCGGCCUUAUCUUCCGACUAAGCAACGAUACCCGCCACCCCGAUUUGCUUGGCCAAUGGACAGGGUUUGGUGAAAUUUGCUACUUGGAAGAGGACGAGCAGAUUUUAGAUUUAGAGGUCACAAGGCGUAAACCAAGGUGCAGGGUUCCAAGGCCGUGGUUUUUACAAAUUCAGGGAAUCACUAUAGUGACUAAUCUGAGGAGAAUAACCUGGGAUUUCCAAAGAUCGUAUAUUUUUGCCGCAACAACAUUCAAAUGGAUCUGCCUGUAUUUUGUCAUCAAAGAUCGGUUAAAUCAUCAAAAAUCUAGAGUACGAGCACACUAUCACUGA
This is a messenger RNA of Amorphotheca resinae ATCC 22711, 1536 nucleotides long. RefSeq lists its product as hypothetical. Lineage: Eukaryota; Fungi; Ascomycota; Leotiomycetes; Helotiales; Amorphothecaceae. The transcript has 5 exons. The record is from RefSeq and is a predicted model, not a curated record. Bases 1 to 1536 code for a protein of 511 amino acids.